GUCUGAGAACCUCCUGCGGGCCCAACUGGUACACGGGUGGCAGCAACAACAACAGCUACAUCCUGGCCCUGUUUGUCACCUGCUUCGUGAUGCCUCUCAGCCUGAUUCUCUUCUCCUACACCAACCUGCUGGUGACCCUGCGAGCGGCCGCAGCGCAGCAGCGGGAAUCGGACACGACGCAGCAGGCGGAGAGGGAGGUGACGCGCAUGGUGAUCGCGAUGGUGAUGGCCUUCCUCAUCUGCUGGCUGCCCUACACCACGUUUGCGCUGGUGGUGGCCACCAACAAAGACAUCGCCAUCCAGCCGGCUCUCGCAUCCCUGCCCUCCUACUUCUCCAAGACCGCCACGGUUUACAAUCCGGUCAUCUACGUCUUCAUGAACAAACAGUUUCAGAGCUGCCUGCUGAGAACGGUGUGCUGCGGCCACCACCCCUGGGCGACGGCAAAGACGGCUCCGGCUGCCCCCGGCCCCCGCGUCGCUGCAGACGGGCUGCGGAACAAGGUGGCACCAUCUCACCCCGUCUAA
Messenger RNA from Eurypyga helias (sunbittern), 524 nucleotides. RefSeq names its product pinopsin-like. The annotation marks the transcript as partial. The transcript has 3 exons. Gene Ontology annotation, biological process: phototransduction; G protein-coupled receptor signaling pathway. Gene Ontology annotation, cellular component: photoreceptor outer segment; membrane. Gene Ontology annotation, molecular function: G protein-coupled receptor activity. Lineage: Eukaryota; Metazoa; Chordata; Aves; Eurypygiformes; Eurypygidae. The record is from RefSeq and is a predicted model, not a curated record.